CAAAUAUUUUGGGAGGCACUUUGGGGCACUAAUUUAAGUGCUUUUCCUUAGUUAUUUUCAUAAUUUCGUAGCCUUCACAGAAAAUAAAACGCGCACUCUGUCCAAUUUCCGGAGGACCGAGAUUGUGUAGGACAACCAGGAAGCGGCCGGGCUGGGAGCUGUCCCCGGCUCUCCGCUCUGCUCUCGAGGGCAAUUCCCAGGGUCCUUACACUGUGUUCUCCUACACAGCGUGAUUCCCUGCCCCGAUCCAGGCUCCCGCCCGGGCCAAUCACUCUGGAGCCACCAUGUCUUCCGACUUCGAAGGCUACGAGCAGGACUUCGCGGUGCUCACUGCAGAGAUCACAAGCAAGAUUGCGAGAGUCCCCCGACUCCCUCCUGAUGAGAAGAAACAGAUGGUUGCAAAUGUGGAGAAACAGCUUGAAGAAGCAAAAGAACUGCUCGAACAGAUGGAUUUGGAAGUCCGAGAGAUACCACCUCAAAGUCGGGGAAUGUACAGCAAUAGAAUGAGAAGCUACAAGCAAGAAAUGGGAAAACUGGAAAAAGAUUUUAAAAGGUCACGGAUUGCCUACAGUGACGAAGUGCGCAAUGAGCUCCUAGGGGAUGAUGGGAAUUCCUCAGAGAACCAGUUGAUAAAAUUACGUGAAGAGAGGGCACAUCUGCUCGAUAACACAGAGAGGCUGGAAAGGUCAUCUCGGAGACUAGAGGCUGGAUACCAAAUAGCGGUGGAAACCGAGCAAAUUGGCCAGGAGAUGUUGGAAAACCUCAGUCAUGACAGAGAAAAAAUACAGAGAGCACGUGAAAGACUUCGGGAAACAGAUGCUAACUUGGGGAAAAGCUCCAGGGUUCUGACAGGGAUGUUGCGAAGGUAAGAGCAAGAAUCAUCCAGAACCGCAUCCUGGUCGUCAUCCUGGCCAUCAUCCUGGUCAUCACCAUCCUGAUGGCGAUCACUUUUUCUGUCAGAAGACACUGAUGUAUCUGCUCUUCCCUGAAAAACAGCAACAACGGCGUGCUCUGAGUAAUUAAGACAAAACGGUCACAUGAAUCAUUCUUUUGCGAUGACAGGCCCUGAGUGACCCUCCCUCUCUCUCACCACUGCUCAGCUGAAGUGCAAAGAGUGUAAAAAUAUUUUUUGUUCCUGUUUGCAUGUGGGUUGGUUUCCUUUUCUAGGUUUGUCUUCACCCAGAUUUGUUUUUUAUAAGGGAAGGUAAAUGUUUAUUUGCCUUUUGGUAAUUUCAUCUACUGACCAAAAUAGCCUUGGUGACAUUCUUUCUUGCCCUGUGGACAUGUUAGGGGUCAUGGUUUGGGAGAGGACAUGAUGAGUGAAUCACUGGGGCUUCUGACAGGCUGUGCUGUUUGUCACACACCUCUUGUCACCGAACUGCCCUUCUGUGAUGUCUGAGGACAAAAAUGCAGAGAAAAGCAGAGGCCAGCACAAGUGACCGGCUCCAGCAAACCAGUCCUGUUUCUACCCAGGCAUAAUGGAUAGAGUCAACCUGCCUGAGUGCUUUCAUUGUAAAGGUGGGUAUUUAAUGUCAGAUGUACAGGAAAUUGACUUAGCACUUUCUCUGUUUUUCUAUGCAUAAUUUUUUUCUACGCCCAAGAAUAUUUUUGCUGAGCCUGCCCAAUAUCCACUUUUCACAACUUUGAUUACUGGCUACAAGAACUAUUUCCUUACCUUCCAAAAAUCCCAUACUCCCUGGAAUUUGCUGGCAAAGUAAAGCCCUGGCACCGUAUUUAAUUGUGACCUCCUCUCCCCUGACCUGUGUAAGCAUUCCUGUAUCUUUUCGGUUUUAAUAUUUGCACCGCCAAAAGCAGCCCUCAUACAUGCAAAAGGUCUGACAAGGUUCUCCCCACAUCCACUCCAGUAUGUAAAGAGAACAUGAAUAUUUCAGGAAGAGCAAGAACACGACUCCAUCAGUGUGAAAUUUCAAAUGUGAUUAUAAAAAUGGUAGAGUCCGACAGGAUGAUCCACUAGAACUAAACUUUAUGGAAAAUGUACACUAACCUCCUUUAAAAGGAUAAGGGAUUGCAGCGUGUUGCAAAAAGAUGGCCUGAGUUUUUUUACUAACAAAUGUCGGCACAGCCUUCCUGAAUUCACUGUGUAUUCAAACCUCUAAUAUGCUUUGUGAUUUUCUUUGGUUUCUUUCCGUCCGGGGUAACCAGGAAUUGUGUUCAAAAUGAGUUCAUUUAUGAUCAGGCUUCGAGUUGCCCACGCUGAGGUCAUUUUCCCCCUAGUCAUGAAGCAAAAUGUGGUUUUCUUUAAGACUUCAUAGGUACUUACAAGGUCCGUACUGUCUUUUGAAAAUAAUUGGAAGCUUUGAAUCCUUGAAACGCAGACCUGUUCUCUUCAUAAAAAAAUGCUAACCACCUGUGCCCAUGGAUGGUGAUCACCUGGAUACAGCACUAGAUUUUUUCUUCAACUCAGAAGAGAACAAUUCUGGUUUAGGGAGGAAAUGCAGAAUGGCAAAAUCCGCCAGAGAAAUCGUUCUUACCGAAACAGGCCAGGGCCUGCAAGUGUUCAGAUAAAUCAUUUAGUAUUGUAUAAAUAGAGCUGCAGCCUUAACUUCGCAGGGAUGGUGUGGGAUUUUGGCAGAGCGAAGCAGGACAGUGGAGUAGUGGAAAGGCUGUGCUGAUUUUCCUAUCGGCUUAAGGGAUUCGUCUCAGCAAGAAUCUUUUAUUCCGAUAACGGAAUUCUAUACAUGCCAAACACCUUGAAGAAACCGUUAAAAAGCAAGGAAACAACCAACCAACCAACCGCCUUCUCAUUUUGAAACACUAAUGGUGUGGAAGUACUAUCCCAGCCUCUCUGAUGGCUGCCUUCGAAACUCUUGAUCUUAGCUAAAGCACAUAACCACUUUUCCAACUAUGCCCCACGUUUUCAGACUUUUCCUGAACACCCAGCAAAGCAGAUUGUUCUGGUCAUCGACUCUGGCCUGCUCCGAAAUGUGUCACUAAAACCUUGCGUUCAUGUUGAAGGAGAUGACAUGAAGAGUGAAUGGCUCACCUCACGAUGGCCUUUUCUUUGGGGUUCUAGCUCUUUAUCAGGGCUUGCCAGAGAUUUUGCCCCAAUUCAGCUGGAGAGUGGGAAGAAUAUGAACAGAUAACCCUCGGCCUAACAGCCCCAUCAAAUCCACCUUGAGGGCGACCCCCUAGGAUGUUUGCGAGUGCCUUGAAGGAAGCUGGUCCAAAGGUCCCCUGAACUCCUUGCUUGGCCUUCCUGGAUACUGCAGGGGAGACUCAAAGGAGCCCCAAGGGAGGCAAAUUGUCCUCCCCCACUUCCCCGCUCCAAUGGAGAAGGAAGAAAGCCCACAAAUUCAAAGCAGGUCAUAGAUCUGUGAAAGGUUCUAGGAACUUAAUAUGUAGACUUCAAUUGAUGAAUAGUUCUAAAGUUGGGAAUAUUGUUAAAAAACGAUGUUCGGGCCGGGGCGGGGGUGGGGGAGGGGAGGUGAUGAUGAAGACUUGGAGGAGGAAGAAGAGGAAGAAGCCCUUGCCAUAUAAAAUUCAUGCAGACUAAACAGUUUCCCUGACAGAAUAAAUAAAGCAGAUGCUACCCUGCUCCAGAAUCAAAAGCAAUUUAAUUAAAGUCUCUUAAGUUGUAAAGAGUUUUAAAUGUUCCACGUUGAAGGCGAAUGCCUGCAAAUGCAGUGGGCUUGACGUCAGCUGCCAGCCUGGGCUGGGAGGCCAUUUGCUAUUCUGUUUAAGGCAGGCUGGAUUGUCUUAUUUUGGAACUAGCUUGGUGGGGGGUUUGCUUUGCUACUGCUUCUGAGCCCUGAGCUUCAAAGGCUGAAAUUAAUGGUGAACAAAAUUGUGCGGCCCUGGCCGUCCCAUGCGGGGCAAGCCCAUUGAGGGUUAUCAUUAAGUAAAGAAAUAAAGACGGGGAAAAAAGCCUGCCUGUUCCAAAAACCUCAUCAGAUAAUGACCUCAGUGAUUGGGUUUUCAUUACCAAACAGCAUCCAGAGAUUAUCUACUCCAUGGAAGAAGGGAGGGGGCAAGAAAGAGAAAGAAAGGAAAGCAACUGUCUUUCUCUCCCUCUCUUUCCUUUUUUUUUUUUGCACAUCUUUUCUUUAAAACUGUCAGAUCAUUUCAGUAUUUCAAAUCCGAGGAAAACAGCCUGCCUGCUGCUGUAUUUGAAGUUGUAAUGGUGUCAAAAAGUCACGACUGACUGACAGCCGUCAGUCCCAGAGGGGCUCAUUAAAUCAUAAAAACUUGACAAGGAAAUAAUUGCGCAUCGCCAGCAACUUGGCGCCUGUUUAGACGUUUUUAUUUUCUUUCAUUAUUAGUCCCCACCAUUACGUUCAUUAACAAAUUGCAUUCAACAACUGUUAAGGGCUAAUGAUUUGUUUAUCGCUUUUUUUUUAUUAUUAUUAUUUAAACAUUAGCUGUGUCAUGUGGUACCCCAGCAGCCUCUCGCCAUCACCUGACUGAAUAUGUUUCCACCCCGAGCUCUGGGUACUGUUGGAAUAUGAAAUAGAUUAUUCAUUACUCUC
Pteropus alecto (black flying fox) is the source of this 4487-nucleotide messenger RNA. It is a transcript of the gene VTI1A, whose product is annotated as vesicle transport through interaction with t-SNAREs 1A. Bases 285 to 869 code for a protein of 194 amino acids. Gene Ontology annotation, biological process: Golgi to vacuole transport; intracellular protein transport; intra-Golgi vesicle-mediated transport. The transcript has 9 exons. Gene Ontology annotation, cellular component: ER to Golgi transport vesicle membrane; Golgi apparatus; late endosome membrane. NCBI's taxonomy places the organism in Eukaryota, Metazoa, Chordata, Mammalia, Chiroptera, Pteropodidae. The record is from RefSeq and is a predicted model, not a curated record. Gene Ontology annotation, molecular function: SNAP receptor activity; SNARE binding.